ACAUUCAUGGACAUUGGUUUUGUAGUUCAUAUCCACGUUUUCAAUGUUCAUAGAGGGAGUAUCGCUUUCAGGGAUCACCGAAAAGCAGGCCAUGACAUUUCUCAGUCUUCUCUCUGCUAGCAAUUUCUACUGAAUUUUUAUAGCGAUUUGUCAAGUAAAUCCACUUAAAUUGACAAUUUUGGGAAACUGUGAUCUUAAUUAAAAUAAGUAUCAUACGCACGAUUAUGUUGAUUUUUGAAUAAUCUUAUCGUAAAAACAUGUCUAAGACAAGAGCAAUUCCGCAUAACCUUGUUCAAUGGGACCAGAGUGACAAUCCUUUGGCCCCAUUGACAGUAUGUCAAAAGGACUGCUUAACGAAUCUAGAGGAUGCGAUAUCUUCGUACUUCCCCUCAUCGAAUCUGCAAAGCAAUGUAAUCCAUAGCGAUGAAGAGAAAUUGCAAAAGGAUCCCCAGGAAAACAUUCUUCCGAUAGAAAGGUAUCAGGAGUUACUUCAGCGUUACUUGUCCUUGGAGAGGAAAUACAUGUCCAUGUAUGAUAUGAAGUACAAUCGUUACCUCGAGGAGCUGAAAUCAAGGAGGUCUGAGUGCCACGAGGUUUGUUGCCAGAUAGAGAAGGCGUUGGAUGACUUUUCUGCGCUCUAUAAACAGUAUAACGAGGUUUCUGCCAAAACCACUUCUCUGUACGACGCUAGCGAGCAGCUUAUUUCUGAUCAGAAGCAGCUGAACGCCACGAUUGACAGUAUUACGGAAUAUGUUAAGUAUUUCAAGGAGAUCAAUAUGAUCACAGAAAAGCUGGAUGCACCCACAUUGUUGAUUAAUAGCGAAAUGUUUUUCUCUAUAUUAGACAAAAUUGAUACGAAUAUAGAUUUCAUGCAGAGUAAUUCGUCGUACAGCGAAAGUGGAGUUUACUUGGUACGAUACAGGCAUUGCCAGUCGAAAGCAAUCACGUUGAUACAGAAUUAUAUUUUUAAUCUAUUUUCUAAAACCACAGAGAGCAUUUUAAAUUUGAAGGACGGUGAGAGCUCGGGAAAUCCAGACACAGCGCUCGCUUUAUUCUAUGGUAGAUUUCAGACAAUUUUGUCCAAGACAAAACCAGUCAUUGAGCAGAUUGAAAGCAAAUCGUAUAAGAGGCAAGAGUAUGACAGUCUGUUGCUCGAGUGUCAUCAGUAUUAUUGGAGUCAGCGAGGUUUAGUGUUGGGCGCAAGUAUACAAAAGUCUUUGAAUUCUGUCAGAGAGAAAUACAACGGUGACCACUGUAGCUUGGUACGACACUCUUGUGCGCUGCUUUUGCACGCAUCCAUAGAUGAACAUAAACUCUUUUAUGAAUUUUUUUCGAAGCAAUCGAGCGGGCUGACCGCCUAUUUGGAGAGUUUGUGCACAUCGCUGUAUGAUGCAUUACGACCUUUUAUAAUUCACAUCAAUCAUCUCGAGACAUUGGCAGAAAUCUGCUGUAUUUUACGAAUAGAAAUGCUGGACGAAUAUGUACAAAAUAAUUUUGAACCAUUGGAAGGCUUUGGAAACAUAUGCUUGCAACUGUUACACGAUGUGCAGGAGAGAUUGGUAUUUCGUGCACACUUAUAUUUGCAGUCUGACGUGUUGAACUACAAUCCUUCGUCAGGAGACUUGGCGUAUCCAGAAAAAUUGAAGAUGAUGGAGGACAUAGCGGAGUCGAUUAGAGAAGAGACUCGCCAGACUCGCAUGAAGAAGAUUUCAGUGUCAUCAGCUGACAGUUCUGUCCUAGAACCAGUCUCUAGGAAUCAUAUAGUCAUCGAUUCCAUUUAUCAAAAGACACACAUGGGAAGUUCUCCAGCAGACUUACAUGCCAUGUGGUAUCCCACGGUUCGCAGGACUCUGGUGUGUUUGUCAAGGCUUUAUCGCUGCGUGGAUAGGUCUGUAUUCCAGUCGUUGAGCCAGGAGGCAAUUUCCCUUUGUGUCCAAAGCAUCGAGAAUGCCAGGCAAGAAAUUGAGAAGAGAGCGAGCACUCUGGACGCGGAAUUGUUUCAGAUAAAACACUUGCUGAUCCUUAGAGAGCAGAUUGCACCGUUUCAAGUUGACUUUACUAUCAAGGAAUAUAGUUUGGACUUUUCCAAAGUGAAGACCGCUGCGUUUGGGCUGCUUGAGAAAAGUUCCAGGCUCUUCACUUUAUCGAACAAUGCAUUGUUACAGUUUCUCUUGGAAGGUGCACCACAGAUGAAAGAACAGCUCAUCGAUUCGAGAAAACAUGUGGAUGCAAAGUUAAAGUUUACAUGUCAACAAUUGAUACAACACGCAACUUAUUUAUUGAUUAGUCCCAUUAUCAAGUUGUUGGAAAAGGACAGAUUGCACGAUGUAAAUUCCAGUCAGGAAAAUUCACUAGGAAAUGCAAAGGAAGUGGCAGAUAUAAUAGUUGAUGUUUUAAGGAUAAUCAAGUUUAAAUGUCCCGAGAUACAACAAUCGAUGCAGUUAUAUUUGGCUAAUAAAGAAACUGAAUUUAUUUUAUUUAAACCUGUAAAAAAUAACAUUUGUGCCGCGUUUACGCAAUUGCAUCAAAUAUUGAAUAAGUAUUAUAAUGCGGAAGAGCUUUUGUUGAUUGCAUGUCCUUUACCAGAACAAAUUUCUGUCAUGUUGAGUUCAACAACUCUAGUUCAAGGAAAAUUAAAUCGAGAAUCGCAAUCAACUCUGAAAAGAUCACAGUCGAUUACUAAACAAGAAGUUUAAAUUGCAAGAUUUAUUUUUUACUUUUCAAAAUUAUAUAGAUUAUUGGACAGAAUAGUGAGUUAGUUGUAAUAGUUAUGAGUUAGUUGUAAUAAAACGAACAGGAAUAAAAAUUUUAUAUGCGAGAUG
Molecule: messenger RNA, 2822 nt
Organism: Camponotus floridanus (Florida carpenter ant)
Lineage: Eukaryota; Metazoa; Arthropoda; Insecta; Hymenoptera; Formicidae
Gene: Cog3
Product: conserved oligomeric Golgi complex subunit 3
Exons: 1
Coding region: 258-2696 (812 amino acids)
Biological process (GO): Golgi organization; intracellular protein transport; intra-Golgi vesicle-mediated transport
Cellular component (GO): COG complex; cis-Golgi network; membrane
Source: RefSeq, a predicted model, not a curated record